This is a messenger RNA of Diabrotica virgifera virgifera (western corn rootworm), 2907 nucleotides long. RefSeq lists its product as uncharacterized. The record is from RefSeq and is a predicted model, not a curated record. The transcript has 2 exons. Bases 1221 to 2681 code for a protein of 486 amino acids. Lineage: Eukaryota; Metazoa; Arthropoda; Insecta; Coleoptera; Chrysomelidae.
CUAUAUCUUAAGUAAUGACAUAGUGGGUAUAUUCCUAUGUUUUAACAUUGUUUUAAAUUUGUGACGUCUAUUUGUGUUGUUUCACAACCAACUUUGCAUGCAUGUCAUGUAUUUCUUGAAAAAGGCAUGGAUUCCUACCGAAACGUCGAAAUAAAAAUGUCAUAACAUCAUAGAUAUCCCUAUUUUUUUUUAUAUGAACCUAAGCCCAAGAAAUUCUUGUAAUAAAAUAUAUUAAGGUUCAAGAAUCCAACUAUAACAAUAUAUGCAGGCAUGGGUGAAAAUAUGCCUUUCUAUCGUAGUAUUGAAACCAAUUUUGGAAGGACAACUGUCCAACAGAUGAAAUUCUACCAAAAAUUAUUGGCUAAAAUUGCAAAUCACAGAAAUCGAAGAAUUUUUCUUCUUAGAUGUAAGACAGAAAGUUUAAUACCAAACUUUUUAAAUUUAAAUAUAGAACAUAUAAAUCUGAAAUCUGUAAGCCUUGCACGUAAAUUUGGUAACGUUUUUAACCUAUUCGUAAAACAAACAUUAAAUUUACUCAUAGCAGAUACCACUAUCUCAUUAAAAACUUUACACUCGGAAUUAGAAAAACUGGAAGCUAAACUAAUCGAUGUAUUACCAGUUGAUAUUUUAAAUAAAUUUAAAGAAACAUCAUUAGAAUAUAGUGAGCGUAUUUUUUGUCAAACACGGGAUAUUAACAUCAAAAAAAUUAAUAGGCUGUUAUUAAAAUCAAAUAAUAGAAACCAUAAUAAUACAUUGAAAGAUACUGGGUUAGAAAAUUUAACUAAUGUAGAAAUACCCAGUGACGUACAAGAAGUUUUAAGUUUAGGAGAUAAUUUUGCAAUUCCCAUUCGUAAUAAAAAUGAUAUUCCAACGUCAGAAAUUAUCUGUUCAAUUGAGAGUUCCAUUUCUAACUUAAAUACCAGUGUACAAAAUGAUAUUAGAACCAAAUGUUGCAACAUUUUAACAAAUUUUAAAAACAAAAACAAAUACCAAUUUGAAGACAAAACACUACAUAAGAAAGUUAAAAAAGCAAAAGCUUUUUUAAACGAGAAUCCUAAUUUAAUUGACAAAACAAACAAGACUGUAAUUAUGGAAUCCAACGACUAUGACAACAAAAUGGAUUCUCUGUUGAACGAUAAAACAACAUACCGCGAAAUGAAAAAUGACCCUACGAACAUAUUCCAAAAAAAAAUAACGAUUUAGUUGACAGAUGGGAAAAAAUGAGCUAUAUCUCACCAAAUACCGCCAAAUCCCUUAAAAUACAUAAUGCUGUAGCCCCAAAAAUAUACGGUCUGCCCAAAACACAUAAAGAAGGUAUGCCUCUGCGUCCUAUUGUCUCGUGUAUUCAGUCUCCUUUCGAAAACCUUUCAAAAUAUUUAAAGAACAUAAUUUCUAAUGUAAUCAAUAAAAAUCCACACUAUUUAAAAGACGCAGAUGACUUGAAAUCAAAACUUAAAAAUAUACAUUUACCUCAAGAAUAUAAAUUAGUUUCACUCGAUGUCGUAUCUUUAUACACCAAUGUUCCAAUUGCUUUUGCGAAAGACAUUAUUAAAGAAAAAUGGAAUGAAAUCAAAAUUUUUACAGACAUCCCUCUAGAAGAAUUUAUAUUAGCAGUUGAAACAACACUAAAGUCAACAUAUUUUAUAUAUAAAAACAAAAUAUUCCAACAAACAGAUGGAUGCGCUAUGGGUGCUAGCAUAUCAAGUGCUAUCGCUCAACUAGUUUUAGAACACCUGGAAGAAAUUGUUCUAAAUAAAAUAGAUUUCGAUAUACUGUUUUUCUAUCGAUAUAUAGACGACUGUUUGACUGCAGCUCCAGAGGAUAAACUGGAUAUUUUGCUAAGUGAAUUUAAUAACUUUCACCAGAAACUAAAUUUCACAUUAGAAAUCGAAAAAAAUUGUCAAAUCAAUUUUCUUGAUCUGACUCUACAUAGAAACAAUAGCACCAUAACUACUUCAUGGUAUACCAAAAAAACAUGGUCGUCGAGAUAUCUAAAUUUUAACUCCCACCAUCCUUUAUCUCAAAAGAAAUCAGUAGUUAUCGGUCUCGCCGACAGGGCUAUCAAAUUGUCCGAUCCUAUCAAUAGACCUCAGGCCAUAGAAAAAGCAAAAACAGCACUGGCACUCAAUUCAUACCCACAUCAACUCAUCGAAACCACCUUUAAAUCGCGAUUACAUACAUUCUAUAACAACAGGAACAACAACAAAAAUAUCAAAGUGAAGAAGAAUUACAUGUCUCUUCCUUAUAUAAAAGGGUUAUCGGAACAACUUGCAAAUCUCCUAUCCAAACAUAAUAUUACAGUUGCACAUAAAGGGUAUAAUCUUGUAAAAAGGAAUUAUAUACAAAUAAAAGCGAAAACUCCUCAAUUAAAAAAAUCGCAUGUUGUAUAUGAGAUCCCCUGCUCAAAUUGCGAUGGGGUAUAUAUUGGACAAACCAGCCAGCUACUGAACUCAAGAAUACGUUCUCACAAAUAUGAUAAAAAAAACUCAACAGCCCUCACAAAACAUGAAAACGAGAAAAGACAUAAAUUUGAUUUUGACAAAACUAAAAUCCUAAAAACUGAACAAAACAGGAAAAAGAGGGAGCUCCUGGAGUCUAUAGAGAUUAAAAAAAACAACAACGCCAUAAAUGAUAAAAAAGACGUUAAUCAGUUGAACAAGAUUUAUUUUAAUCUAAUCUAAAAUAAAUAAAAGAAAAUUUCAGCACGCCCAUGACAUGAUAGCAACCUACUGAUUAAGUGAUAAAUCAAACAUCAACCAAUAUCACACUGAUUUUGACACUAUAUCUUAAGUAAUGACAUAGUGGGUAUAUUCCUAUGUUUUAACAUUGUUUUAAAUUUGUGACGUCUAUUUGUGUUGUUUCACAACCAACUUUGCAUGCAUGGUAAGUCAACUUUUUUACAUUGUU